AUGGAAAUCGAGCAAUGCAAAACAAGGAUGGAAGAGGCUGAAAUUCCUGAACAAUGUGUGACAGUGCAUCCUGGCUUUGCGGACAUUUGUUUAAAACGCUGGGUGUUAAGAGUUGCUGGUAUAGGCUUUAAAACCAAGAAAAAGAAAUCAUAUACUGUCAUGUUCAUUCAAGGUGAUACAGCAGAGCAUGAGUAAGUUGAAUUAAUGGGAUUAAUAUUUUAAUAAAUCUGAACAUCAUAUAACAAAAUAUACACACACUCUCAAAUUACAAAGUAUAAACUGAGUGGUUACUAACUUUUCUCUCUAGAUUCUUGAGAGCUGUUGCUUACAGGCAAUUUGUUAGAAUGAUUUGGAAGUAUGUAGGGGCAUCUACAAGAAUUCCUUUGCCGUGUUGUGUCUAUAACAGUAUCCGAAGAACAUACCCAACUGAAACAGAGGACUAUCAUGGCUAUGAAGAAGAUGACUAG
Paramuricea clavata is the source of this 467-nucleotide messenger RNA. Lineage: Eukaryota; Metazoa; Cnidaria; Anthozoa; Malacalcyonacea; Plexauridae. The record is from the annotation of a GenBank genome assembly.